AUGGCAAAGAGGAGUGGAUGUAAGCAGACAGAUGUCGGUACAAAGAAUCUGAAGCAGGUGAUGAAGGCAAAAAGUAGAGGGAGAAAAGUGAAAGCUGAGACAAAAGUUGCAGGUGAUGCCAGUCCAGAAGAAGAGACGCUCACUAGGAGGGUCAUUCAAAAGCCACGUUCAAUCUCAGACCCAGGAGUUGGGAAUGUCACACCGAGGAAGUCCCCCGGCAUCAUCAUCAGCAAACACUUUGGGCCACCGCUGAAGAUGGAGGACACAUGCAGCAAUCGCAAUAAUGAUAAAAUGACAAGCUCUGUAGCUCCAGUGACAGACAUCAAAAUGGAAGAAGAAGAGAGUGAGGAAGAGGAGGAUGAUUGGGAGGAAGUGGAAGAACUGGCUGAGCCUCUGAGUACAGCAGAAACCCCAGAACCAGUCCUACCCUCUCAGCCUGUAGAGAUAGAAAUUGAGACCCCAGAAGUGAGAAAAAAGCAGAAGAAGGCUGCAGAGUUUGAGAUGUAUCUGAGACGGAUGAUGAAUCGCUACAAGAAGGACUUGCUAAUAGACACACACAAGGUGCACCUCAUGUGUCUGUUAGCCAGUGGGAUGUUCCGGAACCGCCUGUGCAGUGAACCUGAUCUGAUGGCUGUUGCUUUAUCGAUGCUGCCAGCUCAUUUUCUUGCGGUUGUCCAUGAACGCAGAGACGGAAACUACCUGUCUGGGCUCCUGAAAUGGUUUCAAGCAACUUUUACCCUUAACCCAAGUCUUCCCUAUGAGGAGCGGCCAAAUCCUCGUGCUCUGCUGGAAAGACGUUUUGCCAGCAUCUCUGCAAAGAACCACCAGGAGAUGACCCAUCUCUUCUUGUUGAUCCUGAGGUCUCUGCAGCUAUUUUGCCGCUUGGUUCUUUCUCUGCAACCCAUUCCCCUCAAACCUCCACCAGCUAAGGGCAAAGCAGCAACAUCUUCCUCUGUCUUGCCAGCAAAUACAAACCAAAGCCAGGGAUCAUCCAAGACUAAGUCACCGCGACAGAAAGUCUCUCCAGUCUCUAAGAGGCCAGCCGAAAGAGAAAUUAGUGUCAAAGGCAGGGACCGGAAAAAAGUGAAGAGAAAAGCACUUGAGGAGGAGGAGGAAGAUGGGGACGAGAAGAUCGCAGCGCCAGGAGGCCCAAGACCCAAGAACUCCAAACGACGCAGCAUUGCCUCAAAAGUCAGCUACAAGGAAGAGAGCAACAGUGAGCAUGAGGAAGAACUUAGUGAUGAUGAGUUUCACGUGUCUACUGAGGAGGACAGCGAAGAUUCAGAGACGGGGACUAAACCUGUCAAAAGAUUGAAAGUUAAAGAACGGAGCAAAAUCAAAGAUAAUAAAAAUGACAGAACCAAUACAGGCCAGAAGAAAACAAGCAGUAAAACGAAAGAAGAGGAGACUCAUGAAGACAAAGACAAAGAAUUGUCGAGCAGUAUAUCAAAGAGACCGAACGUGAAAAAGAACAAUGGCGUUGGAGCUGAUGAGUGGCUGGAGGUGUUUAUCGAUAAAACAUCCACUUGGGUGUGUGUGGAUGUUGUGCAUGGGGUGGGAGCGCCUCACCUCUGCUCCCAGAAUGCAACACGGCCAAUCACGUAUGUUGUAGGCGUGGAUGGAGACGGCUUUGUGAAGGACCUGGGCCGUAAGUAUGACUCCACCUGGAUGACGUCAACCAGAAAGAGGCGAGUGGAGGAAGAGUGGUGGGAGGAGACGCUGCAGCCAUUUCUGAAACCAAAAGAUGAGCAGGACGUUAAGGAAGAUAAGGAGAUGCAGAAGAAGCUGCUUAAAAAGCCCUUGCCAAUCUCCAUUGGCGAGUAUAAAAACCACCCACUGUAUGCCUUAAAGAGGCACCUUCUCAAGUAUGAAGCCAUCUAUCCCAACACAGCUGCGGUACUUGGAUACUGCCGAGGGGAGCCUGUGUACUCCAGAAACUGUGUGCACACACUACACUCAAAAGACACGUGGCUGAAAGAAGCACGGACGGUCAGAAUUGGAGAGCUACCAUACAAAAUGGUGAAAGGCUUCUCUAAUCGUUCCCGUAAGGCUCGGAUGAUGACUGAGCAGAAGGAUGAAAAUGACCUUGCUUUAUUUGGAGAAUGGCAGACGGAGGUGUAUCAACCCCCUAUAGCUGUUGAUGGAAAGGUUCCCCGCAAUGACUAUGGAAACGUCUACUUGUUUAAGGCCUGUAUGCUGCCAGUGGGCUGUGUUCAUCUUAGGCUUUCCAACCUGCACCGGGUGGCCAAAAAGCUAAACAUGGAUGCUGCCCCUGCUGUUACCGGCUUUGAUUUCCAUGGGGGAUAUUCACAUGCAGUCACGGAUGGUUACAUUGUGUGUGAAGAGCACGAGGAGAUCCUCAGAGCUGCCUGGGAGGAAGAACAAGAGCUUCAAAAACAAAGGGACAAAGAGAAAAGAGAAAAGAGGGUGAUCUCCAAUUGGACUCUGCUUGUGAAGGGCCUUCUGAUUAGAGAACGUCUUCAACGGCGUUAUGGCAAGAAGCCCCAGGGUGCCGAGGGUCUCGUUGCUCAUAAUGCUGGCAAAGACAAAUGUGAUGGACUCUCGUCGGAUGAGGGGGCAAUGAGUGAGGAGGAAAAUUCCAGAGCUAAAACAGCGUCAGAGACACUUGCGAUGUCCUGGCCCCAAAACAGGCAAGCGAAGGAGGAAAGGGGGGGAAGUGUCAGCGGGCAGAGGACAAAGAGGGAGAGGAGAGGCAAAGAAAAACAUUUGUUCCCCUUUGAGAAAGUGUGA
Nerophis lumbriciformis (worm pipefish) is the source of this 2751-nucleotide messenger RNA. The record is from RefSeq and is a predicted model, not a curated record. NCBI's taxonomy places the organism in Eukaryota, Metazoa, Chordata, Actinopteri, Syngnathiformes, Syngnathidae.